AUGCGAACGAACUUUUGGGUCCUCCUAAAGCAAAGUAGACGCAAGCCUAAUUUGUGUUGCCCCAGCUGCAACAAACGUUACACCUCAUUAAAAUCCUUCGAAAAACACCAAAAAUCUUGUACGACUCAAGAAAAAUACCCCAAGGAGCCAUUAGAAUGCUCCAAUUGCCAACUGGAAUUUACCAGCAGAAGAAAACUGAAGCACCAUCAACAAUUCCACAGCUCGUUGACUCCGAUCCAGGAGGUCGGAUACGAACUGGACCCCAACUCGAACUGGUACACUUGCAAGGUGUGCUCCCAACGAUUCCUCAGCGAAACCGAGAUUGAAACCCACCUGAAAAUCCACAUCGCCCAAACCUACGCUUGCCCCAAGUGCCCCGACAACUUUCGCUCCCUGAAAGCCCUGUUUUUCCACAUGGAGAACCACUUGGAGGAGGGCAAGCUGCCAUGUCCCGUGUGCACCCAUAAAGCAUCCAAGAUCCAAUUCCUACUAAGCCACUUACGGUCCAGCCACAUGCAACCGAAAGCCUGCCAAGAGUGCGGGAAAAUUUUUACAAACAGUGCCAACAUGAAGAAGCACAUGCUGCGCCACGACGAGACCAAAAAGAAGAUCUGUCUGGUGUGCUCCAACGAGUACUUCGGCGAGAAAUCUCUGCUCAGACACCAGCAGUGCAUGCACAAGGCUGAUAUCCUCGCUGAUCCAUCGCUGCUUUGGUGCAACUUGUGCAAAACCGAGUUUAAAACGGCCAACUUACUCAAGUACCAUCAGGAUAAGGCCCACACCAAGACCACCACGAAGCCCACCAAGAAGAACUACCUCUGCGACACCUGCGGACAAGGAUUCAAAGACUCCGAUAAUCUGAAGAAGCACAAGAUAUCGCACACGGAGGACCGACCCUUCUUAUGUCUGGAAUGUGGCAAAGGGUUCAAGCACAAGUACGUGCUGACGUACCACCAAAGAACCCAUACUGGGGAACGACCUUAUUCCUGUGGCUACUGCGGAAAGAGCUUCAGGCAAUGGACACCGUACAAAGUGCAUUUGAGAGGGCACACCGGAGAGAGGCCCUACGUUUGUAAGAUUUGCCAGAAGGGAUUCACCACCAACCAGGGGCUGAAGAUCCAUAUCAAAGUCUGUUUGGAUAAUAAAGAGUGA
This is a messenger RNA of Anthonomus grandis grandis, 1152 nucleotides long. RefSeq names its product zinc finger protein 239-like. The record is from RefSeq and is a predicted model, not a curated record. Gene Ontology annotation, molecular function: RNA polymerase II cis-regulatory region sequence-specific DNA binding; DNA-binding transcription factor activity. The transcript has 2 exons. Lineage: Eukaryota; Metazoa; Arthropoda; Insecta; Coleoptera; Curculionidae. The coding region runs from base 1 to 1152 and encodes 383 amino acids. Gene Ontology annotation, biological process: regulation of transcription by RNA polymerase II.